GGGAAAGGCGUGUGCGGAGGGGACGGAGGUGUCGCCCCGCCGCACAGGAAUCCGGCCCUGGCGGGGCCUGCGGAUCUGGCGGGGGGAGCGGUCCUGCGCGCCCGGCGAACCGCCUCGCCCACGGGCCGCGCCUCCCCGGCCGGGAGCGCCCCUGGCCGCGCCGCUGGAGGCUCGCGGUUCCCGGCCGCGGCUCGGCCGCUUGUGCGGGGUUAGCCCGGCGGGGGGCGCAGCACUGGGCGGACGGGGAGCCGAGGUCCCCGGGGCGCCGGGAAGCGGGGCCCGCCGCCUGCAGGGGUUCCGCGCGGGGUGUGGGCGCGCCGGGGCGCCCAGGCCUGGAGGCGCGGGGCCGGGCCCGGGACACGCGAGCGCAGGCCUGGGGCUGAUCGUGAUUGGAAGAGGACUGUCAGAAGGAUCUGGGAAACACAAUUUUUCUCUAAAAAGCAAAGAUCCUUUACCUACACAUUUUGCAAGAAAUGUGCAGAAAGCCAUUGAUAAAUAUACCUGUGAGCCCCUGUCAUCAUUUUCAUCCAGUGGAAGCCCCACCCCCACAGAAGCCCACAGCUCUUGGUCCGGGUCUGGAACGCAGAGUUCAACCUCGGCCACGGGUUUAUCUACCGAAAGGAGCUCCAUUUGCUCAUGGAGAGAUGAAGAGUUUGACAAAGCCAGUGCACAGAAAGUACAGCAGUUAUUCUGGGAGGUCGAGGAAAUGUUAUUCGAAGGGAAAGUGAGCCCACAGACCCAGAACCUCAUGGCUGAAUGCAGUGAGUGGGCGAGACGAUCCAUCCAUCUGAGGUAGGUGGGAAGACAGAUCAUCCUGCCAACCGGUGAAGGGGUCCGCCACUUCCAGGGCAGCGAGCCUCGCUCUGCAGGUCACGAAUCCUCCCCGGAUGCUCGUGAACACAGCAGCCACAUCAGGCAGCUGUGCAUCUCCGGCUCUCAAGUACUCCCAGCAGCACUUGCAGCCCCGGCCCUGCCAGGUCCUGACUGCAUAGAAGUAGCUGACAUAGCAGCAUGUUCAUCCCUGCAGGAAGAGAUCUAUGAUGUGGAUGGAAAAAUCGAAGAAUAUUUUGCUUUUGACCGAAAAGAAGAUGACGAUGAACACCUUGAACAGAAAUCAGCUCACCACUGUGGGAUGCGGCGCAAGCACGGACUUCCUCCCAUUUCCCCUCAUGACUGUAUCAAAGACACUGUGGCCGCAGAAGUGUUCGAUCACAUCUGGACAAAUGUGGUAGAAAUUCUGGAAGAGUUGAUUAGAAAAAACUGGGAAGUUACGCUCAUAGGAAGAAGAAAAGAGAAAGAAAAAUUGAAAGUCACUGAGGCUAAAUCUCUGCAGGGACUCAUUUCCCGUAUUAACACUGAUCUAAUGACUGUUCCCCCGUCCAGAAGUUUUGAAACUCAAAGCAUCUCCCUCGCUUCUGAUCUUAAUCCCCCCAGGUAAUGUUUUCCCCUAAUCCAUCGCUUCUCCAACAAUUUUUAUAGUGAUUUGAAUGGUGUGAUGACAAUUCAAGCAAAACCACUUCAGCCGAGACCGACCUAUUUUGCAGACAGAACUCAGAAUGAACAAGAGGACAAAUCACUGAGUGUUGGGGCUAGUAGCCUUUCUGCGGCCCACCACCGUCUGGGACGAAUCUCAGACUCCUGCCGACUACAGACUCCUGCAAAGAAAACACCGGUACACAGGAGGCUGCCUUCUCUCCCUUCGGACUCACAGAGAAUGAAAACCCCCAAUGUGGACAGUGAGGAGGUGCUUAGGGGAACAAGACUGCAAACUGGCAUGGACCACAUGUCCUCCCCACCAGUCCACACCGCACGGAGCAGGUUACCCCCCAUAGGCCCCGAGCCUGCUGAGCAGAAGGUGGCAGUUCCAGGAUCUCGGCCUGUCUCUUACAGAGGAAGGCAUGCACAGAACCAUGUUUUAAGUGCAAUACCCGAUAGUGUAGAACGAUCACCUCUUCGAGAAAGAUCUCUGACUGUGGAACAGUUUUCAAGGCCCAGCACAACCCAUACGUUCCGAUCAGACACCCCUCGAAAAGGUUCAUUGACUCUGAUGGAGUUUGCUGGUCACACCUGGGCAGGUCAAGGUUUGCUGACAGGUCAGUGUUCUCCAUGGAUAAAUAAAAUGAUGUAAUGUGUGAAAUUGUAAGUUUUGGAAAAGAAGCUGAAGAUUGCUCCCUGGAUGGGACAGUUGUGGACCCCGUCAGAGGAAAUACCAAGGGUUUGUGGUCUAAACCAGACCUCAGAAACCUCUAUAAAGACCAAAACUGCAAAGGCAAGCUGUGGUUGUAAAGAGGAAAAUGCCCAAAUGUUUUUU
Molecule: messenger RNA, 2311 nt
Organism: Myotis daubentonii (Daubenton's bat)
Lineage: Eukaryota; Metazoa; Chordata; Mammalia; Chiroptera; Vespertilionidae
Product: protein FAM149A-like
Exons: 13
Source: RefSeq, a predicted model, not a curated record